Molecule: messenger RNA, 2393 nt
Organism: Silurus meridionalis
Lineage: Eukaryota; Metazoa; Chordata; Actinopteri; Siluriformes; Siluridae
Gene: aoc2
Product: amine oxidase copper containing 2
Exons: 4
Coding region: 98-2380 (760 amino acids)
Biological process (GO): amine metabolic process
Cellular component (GO): plasma membrane
Molecular function (GO): primary methylamine oxidase activity; copper ion binding; quinone binding
Source: RefSeq, a predicted model, not a curated record
ACAUGAAUUUAACCAGAGCACACGGUGCAGUCCCAUUCACAUCUCAGCUUCUCCAGCGAAGGAACAUCAAGAUCCAUCCCCCUGAAUCCUCUUAGGCAUGGUUUCUCAAAUGACCAACUCCCUUGUCAAGUGUCUGCUGAUUCUCUUCACCCUCGUCUCUGUGAUACUGAACAUCGUUUUGUUAUGCCUGAAUUCCAAUCGGCUUCCAAAAUGCCAAAUGCAAUCCCAAGGAACUGUGGUGGCCAACCACACGGACCAGAGCUUGAUAUUCUCCGACCUGACCCCCGAGGAAUACCGGUUGGUUCGCGAUUACAUGUGGAAACAGAAGGACUUGAGGAUUUCUCGCUCUGCCUUCGCGAAAGCAUCAGAGAACUUCAUCUUCUUGAUUGACCUUUUGCUGCCAAAGAAAGCAGAAGCGCUGAGAUACCUGGAUUCUCACGGGCCCAAACCUGAACGCCUCGCCAAUGUCGUGGUGUUUUAUGGAGAGUUAAACUACCUCAAGGAGUAUGUGGUGGGACCUCUGUCCGGUCCAAUCCACCAUCGGGAUGUUACAAUGGAGAAGUACAAUAAAGAGAGCUUACCUUUCAAUUCCCGUCCAGUGACCAUCGGGGAGUACUCGCAGCUUUUUGAGCUGGUGUAUGGCAACAUCUUCACCCAGCUGACGACCGAACUGAAGGAGAGCUUUGGUUAUGACCCGAAAAAAAAAAACCUGAAUGUUUUCGAAGGGAUGCCCAGAGGAGUAAAAUCUGGAGAUCGAAAGACGUGGGUAUCGUUUUUCCGUGAUGUCAGCGGCAUGUAUAUCCAUCCAGUUGGCUUUGAAAUUUUAGUCUGUCAUGAAAGUGCAAACUCCUCAGAUUGGACUGUUGAAAAAGUCAUGUACAACAGCGAAUACUUCGACAGCAUUGAGAGUUUUAAAAAAAAGUAUGCAGCAAAUGAUGUACAAAAGAUUGUGUAUAAAGAUAUCUCUAAUUACGCCUCGCUGAAACCAAAAAGCAAACCUACAGGACUGGGACCACAUCAGUAUUACCUUCAAGGCAAACGCUUCAGUGUGAAGAACAACCAGGUGAUUUACAAGGAGUGGAGCUUUGCGUUCGGUCUGAGCUCGCUGACCGGCAUGCGAGUGUUCGACGUUCGCUUCAAAGGAGAAAGGAUCAUCUACGAGCUCAGCGUCCAGGAGGCAAUGUCCGUGUACGGCUCCAUAACUCCAGGGAUGAUGCUCACCAAAUUUCUGGACACCAGCAUUGGCAUUGGCCGAUUCGCCCAUGAGCUGGUUCGAGGCGUCGAUUGUCCAUAUUCCGCCACUUAUGUAGACGUUUACCGCUACAUCGACAUCAACGCAACGCAGCUCUUCAGAAACGCCAUCUGCGUCUUCGAGCACGACUUGGGACGGCCACUACGCCGCCACUUUUCAGAUUUCUUCCAGAAUAGCUACGGAGGCUUGACCAACAGCGCUCUGUACAUCCGCACCAUCACGGCCAUCGGAAACUACGACUACAUCUGGGACUUCAUCUUCUACGAGAGCGGCACCGUGGAGGCCAGAGUUCACGCCACAGGAUAUAUAUCAUCCUCUUAUAAAGUGCCCGGCAGUCUCAAGUACGGCCACCAGGUCGCGGAAAACGUGCUCGGGAACGUCCACACGCACUUCGUUAAUUUCAAAGUGGAUCUGGAUAUUUUAGGUGUGAGGAACGUGUUCCAGACCAAAGACAUGGAGUUCGAGGAGACUCCUUUGCCCUGGAUGCCCGAACACAAGGCUAAAAUCCCCAAAGUGGUGGAGAAUCAACUCAGCACCGAGGAGGAAGCGGCACUUCGAUACGGUACUAAAAUUCCCCGUUACCUCCACGUGGCCAGCAAUCAGAAGAACCGGUGGGGCCACCAACGCUCCUACAAGCUGCAGGUUAUUAGUUUGGCCGGAGAUCACCUCCCAGAGAGCGAGCCGGAGGAGAAGAGCAUGUCCUGGGCACGGUACAAAGUUGCCAUAACGAAGCACAAAGACUCCGAGCAGACCUGCAGUGGUCUGUACAACCAGAACGGCAUGUGGGACCCAGUCAUUGACUUCAGCAAUUACAUCAAGGACAACGAGAGUAUUGAGAAUGAGGACCUGGUCGCCUGGGUAACGGCAGGCUUCCUCCAUAUCCCUCACGCCGAGGACAUUCCCAACACGGUGACGGUGGGAAACGGAGGCGCCGUGCUCAUCCGCCCGCAUAACUAUUUUGACGAGGAUCCCUCCAUCCACUCGUCCGAUGCCGUCUACCUCCAGCCGGGAUCGGAAAAAGACUGUGAGUACAACAAGAUGGCGUGUUUAGACAAACACGUGUGUACCCCCACGCUGGAGCCAUUCACAUACCAGGGGUUCGAGGGAGUCAUGAAUUUCAACCAGUAAAUAAUGUAUAUUA